AAAGAUAAAUUGGGUCUGUUGGUUGGCCCCCAAAAAAUGAACAUUGGAAUCUAACCUCUAUUUGCCCUCCAUUUGAUAUUUGCAGUCAUUUCAAAUAUCUCAGGGGUUGAAAUAAUUUUCAAAGAUGUUCAGCAGGUGUAACAAAUUGGUACUAAGUCAAGGUGCAGCGCAGAAAAGUGUAUGGUCUUGCUUGAGAUCUUUGAUCAAGAAUGAUUAUGCUACCGAAGCGACUUUUGAGUCAAAGCCAUUCAAGCUGCACUUGCUUGACAAUGGUCCAUCUCAGAAGUCAACGAUCACGACUGAUGAAGCAAUCGAAAUGUACACUCAAACACAGAUGAUCCGACGUAUUGAGACUGCAGCUGGCAAUUUGUACAAAGAGAAGAUUAUCAGAGGAUUCUGCCAUCUCUACUCCGGACAAGAAGCGAUAGCAGUGGGCAUGAAGUCGAUGAUGCGGCCGCAGGACUCUGCGAUUUCGGCGUACCGCGUGCACGGCUGGACAUACCUGAUGGGCGUGUCCCCACUGGGCGUGCUGGCCGAACUCACUGGCCGCAAGUCGGGCUGUUGUCGCGGCAAGGGUGGCUCCAUGCACAUGUACGCCAGGAACUUCUACGGCGGCAACGGAAUCGUCGGUGCUCAGGUGCCACUGGGCGUAGGAGUGGCGUUCGCAAACAAGUACACGAGCAACGGCGGGGUAUGCUUUGCACUGUACGGCGACGGAGCGUCGAACCAAGGUCAGGUGUUCGAGGUGUACAACAUGGCCAAACUGUGGAACCUGCCGGUCGUCUUUGUCUGCGAGAACAACGGCUAUGGCAUGGGUACCAGUGCUGAGCGAUCGUCUGCUUCGCCCAAUUUCUACACGCGUGGCGACUACAUUCCAGGCAUUUGGGUUGAUGGAAUGGACAUAUUGGCUGUUAGAGAAGCAACACGGUUCGCAAUCGAUUACUGCACAUCUGGAAAAGGGCCUCUGGUGAUGGAGGCUGCGACCUAUAGGUACUCGGGGCAUUCCAUGUCUGAUCCCGGCACUUCCUACAGAACCCGAGAAGAAAUCCAGGAGGUUCGACAGACCAGAGAUCCUAUCACUUCUUUCAAGGAGAAAAUCAUCAAUGCUGGACUUGUUUCUGCUGAUGCAUUGAAGAAAAUUGAUGGAGAAGUGAAAGCGGAAGUGGAUGCUGCAGUGAAAAUCGCCAAAAGCGAGGCUGAAAUCGGCCUCGAUGAGCUAGCCAAUGACAUCUACUCCAACGACCUAGAAAAAGAAAUCAGAAGCACAACGCCCUUCCUCUUCUACAAGCACAAUAACUCGUCAGGGAAGAAACCUAUCAACCUAUAAUAGAGCCAAGCUCAUUUUACAGACGAUUCAGAUUUGUAAACACGUUUAAAAUUCAAUCUUUUUGAUAUACAGCAUUUAUCCGAGAAAGCAAAGAAGUAUUGCUUCAUGUUUUUUAUAGUUCCGUUACCCAAGCUUCUAAAGGAAUGAAAUUUCAGUGUCAUUGGGUAUUUUCAAUUGUGCGUUUUCUAGUUGCAUGGGUUGAAGCUUUAAUUAUUCUAUUUAUUUGUUAGAAAUAAUUUUAUUUAUUUCGAAUUAUUUUUCAAUUUGAUUCUUGCUCAGCUAGAUGAGUAUAAAUACUAGUAAUUUUAUUUGAAGUGUUUUUUGUUGUUUGAAAAAUAGAUACUGAAAUGGCUUUAAAAAAGUUGCUUCAAUCGGAGGAGCUUCUUCUCUUAGAAAUCAAUCGAUUAGUUGCAAUGAUCAGGUUAUUUUUGUAUUCCAUUCCUUCCUUAGCAUUUCGUUUGCCCGAAUUUGUGAAACAGUCAGGAAUUUAGCAUGUACAUUCCAUUGUAAAAUAGCUUUGUACAAAAGAGGCAAUUUUUAUUGUAAUGAUAAUGUAUUUAAUAGGCUUGUGUCAAUUGAGCAUUGAUGGAUAUUUUAUACGAAAAAUAAAUAAUAUUGAUGAUA
This is a messenger RNA of Nilaparvata lugens (brown planthopper), 1951 nucleotides long. RefSeq names its product pyruvate dehydrogenase E1 component subunit alpha type II, mitochondrial-like. Gene Ontology annotation, biological process: pyruvate decarboxylation to acetyl-CoA. Gene Ontology annotation, molecular function: pyruvate dehydrogenase (acetyl-transferring) activity. Gene Ontology annotation, cellular component: intracellular membrane-bounded organelle. The transcript is spliced from 7 exons. The record is from RefSeq and is a predicted model, not a curated record. NCBI's taxonomy places the organism in Eukaryota, Metazoa, Arthropoda, Insecta, Hemiptera, Delphacidae. Bases 125 to 1327 code for a protein of 400 amino acids.